Impatiens glandulifera is the source of this 1012-nucleotide messenger RNA. RefSeq lists its product as uncharacterized. The record is from RefSeq and is a predicted model, not a curated record. The transcript has 3 exons. NCBI's taxonomy places the organism in Eukaryota, Viridiplantae, Streptophyta, Magnoliopsida, Ericales, Balsaminaceae. The coding region runs from base 75 to 1010 and encodes 311 amino acids.
CCCACGAUCACCCUCUCUGUAUUCAUUUGCUUACAUAUGUUCUGAUGUUCAUUCUCUAUCUCUGAUAAACAAAAAUGGUGAAGCUAGCGUCGGCACGGGAGAGCCGAAUGUAUGGACCGCGACUGGGCCGCGGAAGAGGAGAAAACUUGAACGCCGCGCUUUACCUUCUAGCUACGGUAGUCCUGGCCGGAGGAUUCGUCUCCCAGUUCUCCCAAGAACCAAAAUCAGGCCUUGUUCUAUUACUCAUCGCGACAGGCUUCAUUAUUAUCGUUAACGUUCACGAUCUUAUUGCUCAUCUCGUUAUCAUUGAUUUUCGUCUCCGAUUACUUGAAUUAGAUUUGCAGCUAGCACUGGUUGAAGUUGCAGUUCCUGUUGUACAGGCUAUCGGCUCUCUCUUGUUUUUCUUGGGAAUUCUCAUUCUUUUUCUUCAGGAGGAGAAGGCUUAUGGCUUCUUCAAGUUGGAGAAGCAUGCUCUAAGAUUGCUUGUGGCGGGACCAAUGUUGUGGGUCCUCGGGUCGACUCAUAAUUCAUGCCAAAUCUAUGAGAGAGCAGAUGGUCACGUUCAAAUCUUGCAGGAGAGUGUUCAUGUCCCGUUCUUGAUGGGAAGCUUGUUGUUCUUAGUGGGUGCCAUUCUCAAUUACUUGGGACAAAAGGGAAAGAGUUUGAUCAAUCAUCACGGUCUCGACUUAUUGGGUGAGGAUUGGAUUUGGUUUGGAAUAUUUGGGAGCAUAUUGUUCUUCACUGGGGGAAUGAACAAUGUGGUGAAGGUUUUCAAAAUGCAGCAAAUGGAGGGAGGAGUGCGACUAGAAAAGUUGCGUGGGGGAGCUCAAGAGCGGCUAGAGGAAGAAAGGGGAGGAGACGAUCAUUUUCCUCUCAUGUUGAAUCAUGAUCAUAUAAUUAAAAUUCCAACUACUGAUGAUAAACCGCCACACACUCCUUCGGCCAAGCCUAGAGUGGCCGCACUUACCCCAACUCCAUACAAAGACGUGCUUCUUGGCCACCCCGUCUAAAC